ACAGUGACAGACUCAUCUGUGAUGGUGCAGACUGAGCAGGCGUCCUCCUCCACAGCUCCAGUCGGAUAACUGCACUCCUCAUAGCAUGUUGUGAUAGAAAACAAUCGCCGUCGCAGGGAAAAUGCAGAAGCAAUAGCAUGCCACUCAUUUUUGAGCAUGGCAGAUAAAAAGGGAAAAACCCCGACUCCAAUCAAAACACUCACAAAGAAACAGCAACAAGAGCUCAAGAAAAAGGAGGAAGAAAAAGCAGCAGAUGUUUUUGAAGAAUUCUUGGCAUCAUUUGAGUCCAACAAGAAAAGUAGAGUGAAAACUUUUGUCCACGGGGGCAUCGUGAACGCCACUAAAGAGGAGGAAGCAGCAGAGCUCAACAAAAGUAAACUGUAUCAACCAGCCACCAAGUUCAGCCGUGAGUCCAAGCAUGUCUCACCGGUAUCAGCUGUCGACAGCAAAAAGGCCGCUUAUAAAAGAAAGGCAGAAGAAAAGAAGAAAAGUAAUCUGGAACUCUUCAAAGAAGAACUUAAGAUAAUACAAGAAGAGCGGGAAGAAAGGUUUAAGAGGAAGAAAUAUGACCCCGACAGUGGAGGAGGAAGAGGAGGAGGAGAUCUGGACAUACCAUUAUCAGCACGAUCAACUUUAUACGAUGACCUGAUGACACCCACCACCACUAACCUCUACAUCAGCUGCAUCAGCCAGAAGAUGAACGAGGAGAUGCUUUGCCAAGAGUUUUGUAAAUAUGGCCCCCUGGCUAGUGUGAAGAUAAUGUGGCCACGGACAGAGGAGGAGCGCUGCCGGACCUCCAACAGAGCCUUUGUGGCUUUCAUGACGCGGAAAGAUGCAGAAAGAGCCUUGGCUGCACUUGAUGGAAAAGUAAUCAUGGGGUUUGAGAUGAAGCUGGGAUGGGGUAAACCAGCUCGCAUUCCACCUCAGCCUCUCUACACACCAGUCGGGGUGAGGGCCACGCCGCCACCUCCGUCCGGUCUGCCUUUCAAUGCGCAGCCAAGGGAUCGAUUCCGCAAUGACUUCACCAAGCCGCUGGGCAUGUCCAAAGGGGAGCUGGACAAGACUCUGUCCGAAGCCGUAGUCAAAGUGGUUAUCCCGACAGACAGGAAUCUAUUAUUACUCAUUCACAGGAUGAUAGAGUUUGUGGUGCGUGAAGGCCAUGUGUUUGAAGCUGUGAUAAUGAGCAAGGAGCUAAACAAUCCAGAUUACAGGUUCCUUUUCAACAACAAAAGUCAAGACCACGUGUACUAUCGCUGGAAACUGUUCUCCAUCCUCCAGGGAGAGUCCCCUACAGAGUGGAGGACCACAGAUUUCCGUAUGUUCCGCGGUGGCUCCAUAUGGAGACCCCCUGUCCUAAACAGCUACUCUCAGAGAGAUGAAGAUAGGGCUGAAGUGAGGGAAGAGGCUCCCCCUGAGGAGGAGGUGAAGAAAGGGCAGCUUAGGGCCGAGCACAGAAAGAGACUGCAGACAUUGCUCACAGAGCUCAUUCCAGGCAGAGAAGAUAUCGCCAAAGCCAUGCUGUUCUGUCUCGAGCGAGCAGAUGCAGCCGAGGAAGUCGUGACACACGUCACUGAAUCUUUUUCUUUGCUUCACACACCUCUUCAGAAGAAGGCCAGUGCUCCUCCUUUAAGUCUUUAUAGGAACAAAAGUGUACAGACGGUCGAUUAUGACUUUAUUUCUUUGCAUCAUUUUUGUUUGUCCUCAUUCUUACAGAUCGCCAGAUUGUACCUCGUGUCAGACAUCUUGCACAACUCCUGCGCCAAAGUAGCUGGUGCAUCAUAUUACCGUAAAUACUUUGAAACAAAGCUUGCACAGAUCUUUGGAGACCUUAAUGCAGCACACAAAAACAUACAGGCCAGGCUGCAGGCUGAGCAGUUCAAGCAAAGAGUCAUGGGUUGUUUCCGAGCAUGGGAAGACUGGGCCAUCUACCCUGAGUCUUAUCUUAUCCACCUUCAAAACAUCUUUCUGGGCUUUGCCAAAGCAGAGGAGGACUCCACAGAGACGGCAGAGGACGCGUCUUCCGAUCUAGAUGGUGCGCCAAUGGACAGCGAAACUGUUGGUUCAAACUCGGCUCUUGUGGAUGACAUCGACGGCUGCCCCAUGGGCUGGGACCCUCUGGAUGGAGUCCCCGUUGACGACAUUGACGGUGUUCCCCUCGGAGUCGCUGUUGAUGACAUUAACGGGAUGCCGUUGGAUGAGAGCAGCGCUUCUUUGUCUAAGUGGGAACGGACGGGUGACAACGGGACUUUCUCUCAAGCCAAGAUGGAGUCCAAGUGGGACAUGUUGGUGGAGCAAGACAAUGAAGACGAGGUGACUGUGAGUGUCAACUCACAGGAGGGGAAUAAAGACUCGGAAAGCGACAGCAGCGAUGACUCCAGCAGCUCGCCCAAAUACGACAGUGCAGCCUUCCAGAGCUCCCUCCGAAGUUUUCAGAUGUCUGAGAGCAAAAGGAAAAGGCUGAGAGAGCUGGAGGUUAAGGUCAUGAAGAUCCAGGAUGAGCUCGAGUCCGGCAAGAGGCCGAGGAAAUCUGGAUCGAGCAUACAGCAACAAGUGGAGCACUACAGGAACAAACUGCUGCAGAAGGAGUUUGAAAAGGAUGAAGAAAAGAACGAGAGACUGACGUCAAAAUGUAAAGACAAGUCAAAGGACGACAGGAGGAACAAAGAAAGGAGCAAGAGAAGCGAGAACGGCGACAGAAGAAGAGAACGAAGUAAAGAUCACGAUGAGCAGACCCGACCAUCGAGGAGCAUUUCUCCUUUAAAGACAAAGUCUCCUAAACAGUCCAAACGUUCCCGAUCCCCGACUCCAGACAGGAAGGCGGGGAAGUCCAGGUCUCGGUCACCACAUCGCUCCCGCAAGAAGACAAAGAAGAGCAAACAUUGACUCUCUGGACUUUGUCCUCCACUAGCCCACUGGUUUCCUCUUUGUACAGACCAGCAUGUCUGUCCCAUUGGUCCCCGCUCACACUAUCCCUGCAAGAUUCAGCACUCUUUUUGUAUGAAGACGUUUGAACACUGUAACUAAUUAUAUAUAUUUUUGUUUUUAUGCUUGUUUUAAAAAUGAUAACCUGCAAUAGUUCUGAGACUAAAUAAAUCACUCUUGGUGA
Labrus mixtus (cuckoo wrasse) is the source of this 3106-nucleotide messenger RNA. RefSeq lists its product as uncharacterized. Gene Ontology annotation, cellular component: nucleus. Gene Ontology annotation, molecular function: RNA binding. Bases 157 to 2883 code for a protein of 908 amino acids. Gene Ontology annotation, biological process: RNA processing. The transcript is spliced from 23 exons. Lineage: Eukaryota; Metazoa; Chordata; Actinopteri; Labriformes; Labridae. The record is from RefSeq and is a predicted model, not a curated record.